GCUGCACCUGUACCCAGGGCAGGGGAGAGGAUGCAGGGAUUGAGGAAACCGCCUCACCUUUCUUCCCAGUGUUUAGAGAUCCCUCUGGUGGUGUCUGGGCUAAGCGUUGCGCUAGGGUGCGGUGAGCAUCCUGCCCGGGUUUGCAGGGCUAGGAUUCCUCCUCCCCACUGGCGAUCACAUGGUGCAAAAGUGGGUGGCCCUCCGGGAGCGGGGAAUUGGUCCCAUCCUAGGGUUUUCCGCCCACCUGUAAACUGUUGUGGACCCAGAACCUGUGCAAAUAAGCUCCCUUGGGAAGGAGAGAAGCUUGCCCGGCUGGUGUGUGUCAGUUUCUCUGCCUGUCUGCUGGUCCGAGAUCGAUCGCUCCGUGGGUCAGAGACAAAGCAGGUCAUGGAGACAGCAGCGAGGUUCAGGAGCUGCCUGGCUGCAGGGUUGUUACGGAACCAAGUGGCUAUCGUCACUGGCGGCGGCACAGGCAUUGGCAAGGCUAUAGCCGCCGAGCUGCUCCACCUAGAGUGUAAUGUAGUUAUUGCCUCUCGUAAAUUCGAUAGAUUAAAAUCUACAGCAGAAGAGUUGAAUGCUGACCGCCUGCUCUCCAACUCAGCCAUUGUUACUCCCAUGCAGUGCAAUAUUCGAAAAGAAGAAGAGGUUAACAAUUUGGUUAAAUCUACCUUAGAUCUCCAUGGUAAGAUCAAUUUCCUGGUGAAUAAUGGAGGAGGCCAAUUCUUAUCCUCUGCUGAAGACAUCACUUCAAAGGGAUGGAAUGCUGUGGUUGAAACCAACCUGACUGGCACCUUCUACCUUUGCAAAGCAGUUUACAAGUCCUGGAUGAAGGAUCAUGGAGGGUCUAUUGUGAACAUCAUUACCACAUUAAAAAAUGGAUUUCCUAGAGCUGCGCACAGUGGAGCAGCAAGAGCUGGUGUUGAAAAUAUGACCAAAACUUUGGCAGUGGAAUGGGCCUCCCAUGGAAUAAGAAUCAAUUGUAUCAGUCCUGGAGUAAUUUAUUCCCCAACUGCCUUUGGCAACUAUGAAGAAGUUGAAGAGACCUUGGAACAAUUCUAUCAACAUUGCCUAGCUAAGAGAUUUGGUGUUCCUGAAGAGAUCUCUUCUGUUGUGUGUUUCCUGUUGUCUCCUGCAGCCUCAUAUAUUACAGGACACACGGUGGUUGUCGAUGGUGGUUAUACUUUGUAUUCCAAAUCAUUUGACAUACCAGACCACGACAACUGGCCUGAUGGACUAUGGGACCUUUCUACAGUCAAAAGAAUUAAAGCUUCCCAUAAGGAGAAAUCCAAACUUUAAACUGAGGGAAGUAAGAAAAUGAGAUCUUUGCUACUUUCAACUGAAGAAUGAAUUUCAAAUGAAGAACAGCAUUUUCUGGGAAUUUGUGCUUUUUAUGGAAAGUUGCUUGAUGCUUUUAAAAAAUUAUAUCUCAGCACAAAGUAUGACUUCAAAGACUUUAAAAACAUGCCUUGACUUGUAGGUUUUUAAAUUUUUAAAAUGUUGAUGGAGAUGACUAAAAAAUUAGAAAAAAUGUAAACCUCAAGUGAUCACCUCCCCUGCCUUCUAUUUCUAUUCUCCUUUGCCUAUAUUCAAGUGAGGAAUAUAUGGAAAGAUAAAAAGUGUACUCGUUUAUGGUGCAUCACCCCUUUGAGCAGUCGAAUGAAGAAAAAAAAUUUAAGAAUGACUGAUGGUGGUGUUCUUCUUAGCUCUAUUGUGGAGCCCAAUAAAUGAGAGCACAAGUCUGGAUAGUGAUAGGAUUGUGGAAUUUGCAAGCACAUUUACACAACUCAAUAAUUUUAGGGUGGCAGUGUCUGCUUUCUUUGUGUCAAUAAACAUUAUUUUUAAAAA
Dromiciops gliroides (monito del monte) is the source of this 1845-nucleotide messenger RNA. RefSeq names its product peroxisomal trans-2-enoyl-CoA reductase-like. Gene Ontology annotation, cellular component: peroxisome. Gene Ontology annotation, biological process: phytol metabolic process. The record is from RefSeq and is a predicted model, not a curated record. NCBI's taxonomy places the organism in Eukaryota, Metazoa, Chordata, Mammalia, Microbiotheria, Microbiotheriidae. Gene Ontology annotation, molecular function: trans-2-enoyl-CoA reductase (NADPH) activity. The coding region runs from base 31 to 1296 and encodes 421 amino acids. The transcript is spliced from 8 exons.